GAGGUGGAGAAAAUGUUCACACUCAAAGGAAGCCUCUUGCCAGCAGCCGAUGUUAAGAAUAUCAAUUUUUUCGUCAGACCCCGGCUAGAACUGAUGGAUAUAAUGGCUGAAAAUGUGCUUAGUGAAGACAGAUGUGGCCCCACAAGAGAUUUUCACAUCUUGUUUGUGCCUCGGCGUCGCCUGCUGUGUGAGCAGCGGCUGAAGGACUGGGGCAUCCCAGGCUCCUUCAUCCACAGGGAGGAGUACAGCCUGGACCUCAUUCCCUUCGACGGGGACCUUCUCUCCAUGGAGUCGGAGGGUGCCUUCCGAGAGUGCUACCUGGACAGCGACCAGACGAGCCUGUACCACGCAGCCAAGGGCCUGAUGACGCUGCAGGCCCUGUACGGGACCAUCCCCCAGAUCUUCGGCAAGGGCGAGUGCGCCAGGCAAGUGGCCAAUAUGAUGAUCAGGAUGAAGAGAGAGUUUACAGGAAGCCAGAAUUCCAUAUUUCCUGUUUUUGAUAACCUCUUGUUGCUUGAUCGAAAUGUGGAUUUAUUAACGCCCCUUGCGACUCAGCUGACAUACGAGGGACUCAUCGAUGAAAUUUAUGGCAUUCAGAACAGUCAUGUAAAGCUGCCGCCCGAGAAAUUCGCCCCAAAGAGGCAGGGUGACGGGCAGGACCUGCCCACAGAGGCCAAGAAGCUGCCGCUGAACUCAGCCGAGGAGCUCCACGCUGAGAUCCGAGACUGCAACUUCAACGCCGUGGGCGCCGUGCUCAGCAAGAAGGCCAAGGUCAUCUCGGCCGCCUUUGAGGAAAGGCACAAUGCCAAGACGGUGGGCGAGAUCAAGCAGUUCGUCUCCCAGCUACCCCACAUGCAGGCGGCCCAGGGCUCCCUGGCCAAUCACACCUCCAUCGCCGAGCUCAUCCAGGACGUGACGACGUCUGAAGACUUCUUUGAUCAGUUAACCGUGGAGCAGGAGUUUUUGUCCGGAAUAGACACCGAUAAGGUCAACAGUUACAUGGAGGACUGCAUCGCCCAGAAGCAUCCACUCAUCAAGGUGCUCAGGCUCAUUUGCCUGCAGUCGGUGUGCAACAGUGGGGUCAAGCAGAAGGUUCUGGAUUAUUACAAAAAAGAGAUCUUGCAGACAUACGGCUACGAGCACAUCCUGACGUUACAGAACCUGGAGAAGGCCGGGCUGCUGCGGCCCCAGCAGGGGGGCAGGAACAGCUACCCCACCAUCUGGAAGACCCUGCGCCUCUGGAUGGACGAUGUGAAUGAGCAGAACCCCACGGACAUCGGCUAUGCCCCCCUCAGCAUGCGGCUGGCCCAGCUGCUCUCCCGGCCUGGUUGGCGCAGAAUCGAGGAAGUUCUGCGCAUUCUCCCGGGCCCCCACUUCGAGGCGCAGCCGCUGCCCACGGGCCUGCAGAAGGAACGUAGGUUUGGAAAAGUGGGCAUGGCUGGAGCUCUGGCAGGCUGA
Molecule: messenger RNA, 1458 nt
Organism: Sorex fumeus (smoky shrew)
Lineage: Eukaryota; Metazoa; Chordata; Mammalia; Eulipotyphla; Soricidae
Product: vacuolar protein sorting-associated protein 33A-like
Biological process (GO): vesicle-mediated transport; intracellular protein transport
Cellular component (GO): lysosome; CORVET complex
Source: RefSeq, a predicted model, not a curated record